AUGGGUCAGGAUCCUCCUCGGCGGCCUUCGCAGCAAGGCUUCCAUAAUACCUUUGGGCAGGGUCGCAGUAUCAAGCGAGACUCGAUCCAAGGAGAUGGUCAACGAGCAUCAGGUGAUACUGCACCGAAUCCUAAGCGCAUUCGCACUGUCGAUCGACCUGAUGAACGGAGUCCUGUUGACCAACGCGAUCAUCUCGAAGGAUCCAGCCCAACGACGUUAGUCUCACAUAGACAACGCCAUCCCGACAACCCUAAACAACAUCCUUCGAGCCAGUUAUCCAAGGCGCUCACCAACCAUGUGCCGGGAAUCUCUUUCAAACCAGUGCUAGAUCUUAUUUUUGACAGAUUUGCAUGGUGCAAAAUCAAAAGCGAGGCCAAAAAGUCUCACAAUAGGGCAAUUCAAAGUCAAGCGCACAGUCAUUACCAUCCGUCAGACUACGGCAACUCUCCGGAGUUUAUGGCUGCUCAAGAGAAGCAGAAUCUCGAAGACAUGAAGAGGGCUGACAAAUACGUGGGAGAACUUGACGAAAAAAUCGCAUCAGCUAUACAGCCACUCAUACGGCACAUUUCAGAAGCUUGGGGCAAGAGCUCUGAUGUAUCAAACGCUUCGGAGGAGAAAGAGGCAUCAGAGGCCAAAAUAAACACCAUCCAAACAACCAUGAAGAAGGAGAUGGAGGAAUCGUUCAAGAAAGAGGUCGCAGAGUCGCAGCAAUUCAUCAAGGAGCUGGUCGGAUCGCAAAUGACCAAACUCAAGGAGGCGUUAGCUCAAGAAAACGAACAAAAGCUACACUCGCUUCAGAAGACGCUGGCCCAAGAGGGUGAAGACAGAGCAACCUCUCUCAGGAAGGCACUGAUACAAGAAAACGAGAAGCGAAUCGCAGAAAUGAAAGAAUCAAUCAACCGGGAACACAAAGCCAGAAUCGCAGCGCUCGAAAAUGCUUUGGCUAACGAAGCCAAGAAUAAGGACAGAAUUGCAGCUCUUGAACAGAGUCUGUCUAACGAAGCGAAGAACAAGGACAGAAUUGCAGCGCUCGAAAAGAGUCUGUCUAACGAAGCCAAGAACAAGGAGAGAAUUACAGCGCUCGAAAAGAGCCUGUCUGAGGAAGUUGGAAACAAAAACCGAAUUGCAGCGCUCGAGAAGAGUCUGGCUGGGGAAGUACGAAACAAAGAGAGAAUCGCAGCGCUUGAAAAGAGUCUGUCUGAAGCAGUUCGCAACAAAGACAGAAUCGCAGAACUCGAAAAGAGUCUGUCUGGGGAAGUACGAAACAAAGACAGAAUCGCUGAACUCGAAAAGAGUCUGUCCGAGCAAGUACGAAACAAAGAUAGAAUCGCAGAUCUCGAAAAGAGUUUGUCUGAACAAGCAAAUUACAAACAGAAAACUGCCGAGCUCGAAAAAACCCUGUCUGAACAAAGAGAAAAGAACUCUGGACUUCAAAAAAGGGUGGCCAUAGCGGAAGCCAGACUUGACAGGGCGGAAGCAGAUCAGCAGCUGCUGAUCAAGUCAUUGGUAGACCCUAAGCAGCUUACUGUGAUUAAGGAUCAGGUGUCGAGGCUAGAUGUCAGUCUUAGACAGGCAGUCUCAGCACAGCGACUACUCUCGGAAUCAUCAAUAAACAAGGCGCAGCUCUCUCAGCAGCUGCAACAGCUUUCACUCUCCCAAGAUGAUAAGUUUAGCAAGCAUGAGGCUCGCGUGAACGACCAUUCUACAAUAAUCAAGCGGCUGGAGGAACAACUAUGCGACCAUUCUAAACUCAUCACGGAAAACAAGCAGCAGAAAGACGCAGCUACUACACGACUCAGUUCGCUAGAAUCUUCUAUAUCCAACUUCUCGGCAGAGUGGGAAGAGAUGAAGAAGCGUGUAGAAAAGCUCAGUUCGGUUAGGUCCGCAUCUGUCCCCGAUAACAAAAUAUUGGAAGUCAUCAAACCCGAACUGGAUAAACUUGACAAAUACAUAAGGGAGAAUAUUGCAAAAAUCCAGAGCAGGCUCCAACCAUUCCUUGUGCAAGAAAGCCUGGCGCGAGAGACUCUGGAGGAACAAUUCGGCAAUAUUAGUCGCCAGGUAUCUGAGAUUGAAAAAGAGCAUGCCAUAAUAAAGGCAGGCGGCUUUGAGCUAAGGGAGCAAGUGAACAACCAGAACCGACUGAAUAUCCUGGAAGGGAGUCGGCUCGAGGAGAAACUCAACAGUCGAAUGAGUUUGCUCCUGGAUAAAUUCAGAUCGCAAAUGGAAGGUGUGUACAUGCAGGUGCAAUCUCUCAACGCGUGGCAGACCAACUUCAAUACCGCAGGCCUCUACGGGAACAUCAUAUCUCACAUUAACAAAACGAUUCCGGAAGGUCCAGGUACAGCGCCGCAAAUCGUGGCUCUCAAGCAACAGCUAAACGGCAUCGAGGCGCGCCUCGCAGCCUGGGAGAAUGCAAGCAACAAGAGGCGGAAGCUUCCCGGCGGAAACGUAAAGGUGGUUAAUGGCCGCCAAAUAGACGCGCAAUGA
This is a messenger RNA of Trichoderma breve, 2487 nucleotides long. RefSeq lists its product as uncharacterized. The transcript is spliced from 2 exons. The record is from RefSeq and is a predicted model, not a curated record. The coding region runs from base 1 to 2487 and encodes 828 amino acids. NCBI's taxonomy places the organism in Eukaryota, Fungi, Ascomycota, Sordariomycetes, Hypocreales, Hypocreaceae.